AUGGAGUUCGAAUUCGCAACCCUGGAUGUUUUUACCAACAGACGGCUGGAGGGAAAUCCCCUGGCCGUGGUCAAAGUGAGAGAUUCUCAAAAGGACAAACUUACGCAAGACCUUAAGCAGAAAAUCGCCAAGGAGUUCAACCUCUCCGAGACAACAUUCUUGCACGUUCCAGAUGGAGAUGUUGGGAAGAGCACUGCGCCCUCGGCGCUCUCGGUGGACAUCUUCACCAUUGAAUCCGAGCUGCCUUUCGCCGGCCACCCCACCAUCGGCACGGCCGUGCUGGCCAAGAGCCUAUUCCCAUCCGUGUCGACACUCAACAUCAAGGCCGGCCCCAUUGGCCUAGAUCCAUACAAUGUAAACGGGCGCGCCUUUAUCCGCGCCAAGAUCCCGCACAAUGUGCACCUGCACGCCCGGACGCUCGCCGACGUGAUCCCGGCGGCCCAGCAGGCCACGUACGAGGGCCUGUCGCACGGGGAGCCGCAGAUCCGCGAGCGGGAGCUGGCGGCCCCCGUCUUUAGCGUCGUCUGCGGCAUGACGUUUGUGCUGGUAAAGCUCCCCUCGCUGGAGCUGCUGGGCCGCGUGGGACGCUUGCGGCUCGACUUUGACGCCUUGCCCGCGCCGCUGCUCGACGUGGACUCGGAGUGGGCGCCUAGCUUUGUGGCGCGCUACUACUACGUCGACGUUGACGACAAUGAAGGCGAGGGGGCCAAGGGGGCCGGAAAGGUAGGAGGGGAGGGGAAACAGCAUGUCCGAAAGAUUCGAACCCGGAUGGUCGAGUUGGGAUUCGAGGAUCCCGCUACGGGCAGCGCGGCGAGCUGCCUGGCUUCGUACCUGACCCUCACUGAGGGGGUACAGGAGGAAGGUGGCGCUGGCGCUAGCUUUGAGAUUGUGCAGGGCGUUGAAAUGGGACGGAGGAGCGAGAUACGCGUCGAUACUACGACGGAGACAGAUGGGAAGGGCCGAACCAAGAUCAAGGACGUCUACCUUGGCGGUGAGGCGGUCGUUGUGCAGAAAGGGACCAUCACGGUUGAUUAG
Pestalotiopsis fici W106-1 is the source of this 1035-nucleotide messenger RNA. RefSeq lists its product as uncharacterized. NCBI's taxonomy places the organism in Eukaryota, Fungi, Ascomycota, Sordariomycetes, Amphisphaeriales, Sporocadaceae. Gene Ontology annotation, cellular component: cytoplasm. The record is from RefSeq and is a predicted model, not a curated record. The transcript has a single exon. Gene Ontology annotation, biological process: biosynthetic process. Bases 1 to 1035 code for a protein of 344 amino acids. Gene Ontology annotation, molecular function: isomerase activity.